GGCUCUGAACAGGGCUGUUCUAUCCUUUAAUGCCUUGUCUGAGGUACGAAGCCUAAGUACCCUUGCGACAGAGGUCAGAACAAAACCUCUGAGAGUUGAUUAUUACAAUUAAAGUUUUUAAAGUAGCUGGCUAUGAAUGAACAGUAACAUUUUCAAAGGAAAAUCAAUUGAGAAUGGACCUGUGUGAGAUGUGGAAAAUAUUUUAAAGCAGAGGAAAUGAUUCACCACCUCAAAGACGCAGAACUUAGAUGAAUUAUGCAGUGUCUUGGCAGGUUACAAUGGUACCAUCUUUGCCUAUGGGCAAACAGGCAGCGGUAAGACAUUCACCAUCACAGGUGGGGCAGAGCGUUAUAGUGACAGAGGUGUUAUCCCAAGGACGCUGUCACACAUUUUUGAGCAAUUACAAAAGCAGCAAAAUAUAUACAACACGCAUUUCCUAUUUGGAAAUCUACAAUGAAUGUGGUUAUGAUCUAUUGGAUCCAAGACAUGAAGCCUCCAGUUUAGAAGAUUUGCCGAAAGUGACAAUAUUGGAGGACCCUGAUCAGAACAUUCACCUGAAAAACCUGUCUCUUCAUCAGGCUACCACAGAGGAAGAAGCUUUGAAUUUGCUUUUCUUAGGAGACACCAACAGAAUGAUUGCAGAGACUCCUAUGAAUCAAGCUUCAACCCGUUCCCACUGCAUUUUCACUAUUCAUUUAUCAAGUAAGGAACCAGGAUCUGCAACUGUCCGACAUGCCAAACUCCAUUUGGUUGACCUGGCUGGUUCAGAGCGAGUUGCAAAGACUGGAGUAGGGGGCCAGCUUCUAACAGAAGCCAAGUAUAUCAACUUGUCACUACAUUACUUAGAGCAGGUUAUCAUUGCCCUUUCAGAAAAACACCGUUCACACAUUCCUUAUAGGAACUCCAUGAUGACCAGUGUCCUAAGAGACAGUUUGGGAGGGAACUGCAUGACAACCAUGAUUGCAACACUCUCCUUAGAGAAAAGGAAUAUCGAUGAGUCUAUAUCUACAUGCAGAUUUGCACAACGAGUGGCACUGAUAAAAAAUGAAGCUGUUCUUAAUGAAGAAAUUGAUCCCAGAUUGGUGAUUAUACGCCUACAAAAGGAAAUCCAGGAACUGAAGGAUGAACUGGCCAUUGUCACUGGGGAGCGGAGGACAGAGGCCCUCACAGAAGCAGAGCUCAUUCAGCUGGAAAAACUAACAGCAUCCUUUUUGGAAGACCAGGAUCCAGAGAGUAGACUAGAGGUUGGCGCUGAUAUGCGUAAAAUUCAUCACUGUUUUCAUCAUCUAAAGAAACUAUUGAAUGACAAGAAGAUCCUUGGGAAGAGUACAGUCUCCUCUGAAAUCAAAGACCCAGACUGCCAAGAACCAUUAAAAGAGGAAGAAUAUAAAAAACUACGAGAUCUUCUAAAGCAGAGAGAUAAUGAAAUCAAUAUUCUGGUCAACAUGUUGAAAAAGGAAAAAAAGAAAGCUCAGGACGCUCUCAACUUAUCAAGCAUGAAUAGAAGUGAAUUCAGACACUCCCAGAGCCCACCCUUCCCAGCGGGGAACCCAGAAGGUCAGAGAAUGUUGCUAUCCUCAGCUCCCAUGCAGGCCCAGGACUUCAGCAUUUGCGGGUACAGAUCCAGUUUGCUCCACAGAAAAACAGGGAUGAGAGAGGAAAUGUCAUUAGGACGCCAGGAGGCUUUUGAAAUCUUCAAGAGGGACCAUGCUGACAGCGUUACCAUCAAUGACAACAAACAGAUUCUGAAACAGAGAUUUUCUGAAGCAAAGGCCCUGGGAGAAAGUAUAAAUGAAGCAAGAAGUAAAAUUGGUCACCUGAAGGAAGAAAUCACCCAGCGGCAUAUACAACAAGUAGCUCUAGGAAUUUCAGAAAAUAUGGCUGUGCCCUCGAUGAUGGACCUGCAGGAAGAGAAGCUGCGGUCACAACUGGAGGAAGAAAAAAGAAGGUAUAAAACAAUGUUCACUCGCCUGAAAGCCCUGAAGGUGGAGAUUGAGCACUUGCAAUUGCUCAUGGACAAAGCCAAGGUGAAGCUGCAGAAAGAAUUUGAAGCCUGGUGGGCAGAGGAGGCCACCAACCUGCAGGCAAAUUCUCUAGCAGUGAAUUCACUGGACAACAUGAAGCCGUUUCCCCGGACAUCUGAAUCCCAGCAUGAAGGGUCCCAGCUUCUGACUAACAAAAGUGAUGUGAAUGCCAGGAGAAUCCUGCCCUCGCCUCGCCCCAGCCCACACAGCCAGGAACAGAGCAGCACUGGCACCCCCGCAGAAGACAGCAUCCCCAAGAGACCGAUGUCGUCCAUCCCUCUCACCGGGGAUAGCCAGACGGACUCAGACAUCCUGGCGUUCAUCAAGGCCAGACAGAGCAUUCUGCAGAAGAAAUGUUUGGGAGGCAACUGAAUUUCCAGUAGGAGUCCAGCCUGCGCUGUGCCAGCGAGAAUGAAGUGCAGAUGAAGACACCACCCCUCACUCGCUCUGGCUUCAGAAAUGAUCUAUGGGCUGCUGGGAGCAACUAGUGACUUUGAUUCCAAUGGAGGGGGCUGUGUUUCUUUAAGGAUGAUGACCUGGAGACCGCCAGAGAGGUUGGGGAUGAGGCUGACAGUGACAUCCUCUGUGUGGUUGCUGGAGCUGCUGGCAGGGCUGGGCAAUGCCAGGCACUAGGGGAUGGAUAAGGGCGUCAGCUCAUUAUUGUAGUGAAGCUUCCCAUAGAGAAGGAUAAGCCUCUGAGAUUAUGAAAUGGUACCAUCACAGUGUAGUGGCAGGGGACGCUCACAUUGCUGGAAUGGGGGGAUGGGAAUAAUAACUAGUUGUUUUUAGCUAUUUACUGGCCCGGGCCCUGGUUUAGAAGCUCAGGAACGGCUGUGGCAGGCCAGGCAGGACAUCAGAGCCACAGGCGAGGCAGUAGAAUGCAGGGCAUCUUGAUGGCCAAUCCCGGUCUCCCAGACCAAACCCUCCCCCAUCAACCUCAUGGCCAGGAUGACCUGUGGGCAGUGCCUGGAGCAGCUGUGGCUCUAGGGAGCCAUCCACACUGCAGAGUCUAAGGACAUCACAGCACCAAGAGCAGUGGACAGCUCCCGGGAGCUCUGCAGGGAGCUUGAGAGAGGGCAGCGUGGGCACCUCGGGACUCACAGCCUUCACCCAGCCACUUGGGGCUGAACCCUCUGCUCCAAUGGGAAAACAUAGCUGCCGGGAGGGUCCUCUCAGUGAUUCCUCUCAACACUCCAGGCAGUGGCUCGGUGACGCAGACCCAGUGGCAGAUGCCCGUGGAGAACCGCGGCCUGCAUCAGGGGCUCCAGCCCGGCUGCGGUUGGGAGGGGGUGGGAGUGGGAGAGGGCGGCACCUGGAAGAGAAGCUAAUGGAAUAA
Cynocephalus volans (Philippine flying lemur) is the source of this 3360-nucleotide messenger RNA. Its product is annotated as kinesin-like protein KIF6. The transcript has 20 exons. NCBI's taxonomy places the organism in Eukaryota, Metazoa, Chordata, Mammalia, Dermoptera, Cynocephalidae. The coding region runs from base 249 to 2396 and encodes 715 amino acids. Gene Ontology annotation, biological process: microtubule-based movement. Gene Ontology annotation, cellular component: kinesin complex; microtubule. The record is from RefSeq and is a predicted model, not a curated record. Gene Ontology annotation, molecular function: ATP hydrolysis activity; microtubule binding; ATP binding.